This is a messenger RNA of Lentinula edodes (shiitake mushroom), 915 nucleotides long. RefSeq lists its product as uncharacterized. The record is from RefSeq and is a predicted model, not a curated record. Lineage: Eukaryota; Fungi; Basidiomycota; Agaricomycetes; Agaricales; Omphalotaceae. The transcript is spliced from 5 exons. Bases 10 to 711 code for a protein of 233 amino acids.
AAUCGUCAGAUGAUCGUGAAAAUUAUCAACGCUCUACCUUUACAGAAGCUGGUCGUUUUAAAUGCAAUACAAGUCACUUGCGAUAACAUUGAGCCAGAUACAGAGUCUAGUCAACAACAGUUUUCUCAGGAGACAUGGAGGACACUUGUCAGGCUCCUACCUGUUGGAAUUACCAUCCGCAUUGGAGUCAAUAAUGCAAUGCUUGCUCUCCUUGGUGGCGCCAUUGACGCUAUGAAACGAGCCCCUGAUACAUUCCCCAGUGGUCGGCGACUUAAACGACUCCAUCGACAGCAAGGGGUUGGAAGUCUUCCACUAUCCAAUCUUGUUCUCCUGGCAUCCCACAACAUCCCAUUCCGACUUCAUGGUACCGUUGACACGCCAGACCAGGAAAGGCUCUAUAAUGGACUACUUGACCAUUUAGUCAAAUUUCGAGACUUGAACACGCAGCUCAAGCCAAAGGGUCAACCAUUAGAAGCUCUGUCGUUUGAAGACUUGCGACUCCCCUUUGCUCGUCAAUUCGCUGAGCGACUCUACGAAGUCACCGGUAAGCUGUCAUACGACGAUAUCGUCUGGGAUCCUGUCAAGAUCCGUCAAGAAGUCAGACAUUCGAGGAAGAAAAUGAGGCGCUUGAGACGAACUUAUCCCGAGCUGGGCUUUUCCGAAAGCGAUCCAGACCUGUCCUCGUUGUCUUCGGACAGCGAAAUCGAAUAGGAAUCCAAUUGCACUUGAAAGUGGAAAACACUGAUGCAACAAAUAUGGUUUUCUCUUCGAUAUCGAAUGCAUUGAUACAUAUGAUAGAUCAUACAUACAUCAUAGUCACAAAUAAAAAAAGAGGUCGAAAUAUAGAAGAAUUCAAAGGGGGUUAGUUCGGCACAUACCCAUUCGAAGUUACAAAGUCUUGCCAGACGGUGUGCA